AAAAAUAAUGGUCUCUCUCUCCAUCUCCAAGGAUUGAAAAUUGAAAUCCCUGGUUCAUUCUCGCUUCAUAGCAAUAACCAACCAAAAAAAAAAAAAAAAUGGCAAAUGUAUUGAAGGGUGGCAGUGCUGUUAUGCUCUCAUUCAUCUCUUCUUCACGUACCACCACAACACUCUCACGAACAAUCACCAAUUACUCAUUCCUACCCAAAUUCCCUUUUCUCUCACUCUCAUCCUCUUCUCGCCCCAAAACUCCAUCUAGUUUCUCUUCAUUUUGCACUCUUUCUUCUUCACCGGAGACAGUCACAGAACCCAUCUCUGUCGAAAACAACGGCGAAAACAAUGAGAAGAGUAGUAUUAAAGAUGCUGCUGGGUUGCUUGAUAUAAGGGUUGGUCAGAUUGUGAAAGCAUGGAAACAUGAUGAAGCUGAAAGUCUUUAUGUUGAAGAGGUUGAUAUUGGUGAGUCUGAACCUAGAAUCAUUUGCAGUGGUCUUGUCAAUUAUAUCCCUCUUGAAAACCUUCAGGGCAAAAAAGUUAUUGUUCUUUCGAAUCUGAAGCCAAGGAAUAUGCGUGGCGUCAAGUCUUCAGGAAUGUUGAUGGCUGCUUCUGAUUCAAAGCAUGAGAAUGUUGAACUUCUGUGCCCUCCCGAGGAAGCAACUCCUGGUGAAAGAAUAUGGUUUGGAUCUGAAGAUGAAAAGGACAAUCAACCUGAUGCUGCCAAACCCAAUCAGAUACAAAAGAAAAAGAUAUGGGAAUCGGUGCAGCCUCAUCUUAAAACAGAUGGUUCUUGUACUGCGAUGCUAGGCGAGCAUGUUAUGCGUACAUCUGCAGGUUCAGUAGUAUGCCAGUCUUUGCAGAAUGCAAAUAUCUCCUGACCUACACUCAGAUUCUUACUUUACGCAUCAGAAUUAGCACUACCCAUCCGUAUGCAAUUCUUCUUUUUUAGCUCAUACAUGAACAUUUGUUCUAUAUGUACUUUUUUUUUAAAAUAAUUUUAAAUUGUUUUUCAGUAGUUUCGUUUGGAAAUAAUGAUUUCACCGUAGCAUAAAUAUCUUGUCGUGGCGGUAAAUGAUUUUACAUUGAUUA
Molecule: messenger RNA, 1083 nt
Organism: Medicago truncatula (barrel medic)
Lineage: Eukaryota; Viridiplantae; Streptophyta; Magnoliopsida; Fabales; Fabaceae
Product: aminoacyl tRNA synthase complex-interacting multifunctional protein 1
Exons: 3
Coding region: 99-872 (257 amino acids)
Molecular function (GO): tRNA binding
Source: RefSeq, a predicted model, not a curated record